AUGUCAUUCAACAGCAGAAAGUUCUCUAUGAACCGCAACACGGGUGUACCCCGUGUUUCGCGUCGCUUCAGCAUAGGUGAUAACCCUGGUACCCAAGAGACAACCUCCAAGAUUCAUCGCCAGUUCCGCGCUGCUCAUGAAGGUCACCUUCCUCACGCCGGUCUCGAUGCCACCAGAGCCUCCACCGGUGUUGUCUGGUGCACGGAGCGCGCCAGCGAGUAUGGCUUCCUCGAAGAGCCCGAGAAAUGGGCAAACCUAGGUCAGGGUGCCCCUGAGGUCGAAGACGAUAUCGAGGGUUGCUUCCAGCGCCCCGCCACCAUCGACGUGACAACGGCCGCUCGAGAGUAUGGUCCUACCGCCGGCAUCAAGCCUCUGCGGGAGGCCGUCGCUCACAUGUACAACGAGAUGCACCGUCAGGGCAAGGAUUCCAAGUACACCUGGGAGAACGUUGCCAUCGUUCCUGGUGGCCGUGCUGGUCUUAUCCGUAUUGCAGCCGUGUUGAACAAUGCUUACGUCGGCUUCUUCAUCCCUGACUACACAGCAUACAAUGAGAUGCUGUCGCUGUUCAAGAACUUCGCAGCCAUUCCCACUCCCCUGAGCGAGGAGGACGGUUACCACAUCCACCCAGACAUCAUCGCACGAGAGAUUGCCCGAGGAACCUCGGUCAUUCUGACAUCGAACCCCAGGAACCCAACUGGUCGUGUCGUGGCCAACCCUGAGCUCGCCGAGAUCCAGGAUCUAUGCAGAGGUCGAGCUACAUUCGUCAGCGACGAGUUCUACUCGGGAUACAACUACACGAGCAAUUGCGACGGCACCACCAUCUCUGCUGCUGAGAACGUGGAAGACGUAGAUGAGGACGACGUUCUGAUUAUCGACGGCCUGACCAAGCGCUUCCGCUUGCCUGGCUGGCGUAUCGCAUGGAUUCUUGGACCCAAGGAGUUCAUCAAGGCUAUCGGUUCUUGUGGUUCCUAUCUCGAUGGUGGAGCCAACGCCCCUUUCCAAGAGGCUGCCAUUCCCAUGCUGGAACCCACACUCGUCCAGAAGGAGAUGAUUGCGCUGCAGAGACACUUCCGCGACAAGCGAGACUAUGUCAUCAAGCGUCUUCGCGACAUGGGUUUCGUCAUCAAGUACGUGCCAGAUAGUACCUUCUAUCUCUGGCUUAACCUCGAGGGUCUGCCUGGCCCCAUUUCCGAUGGCUUGAACUUUUUCCAGGCCUGCCUGGAAGAGAAGGUCAUUGUGGUCCCGGGUAUCUUCUUCGAUCUUAACCCCUCGAGACGUAGGGAUCUGUUCGACAGCCCCUGUCACCACUUCAUCCGAUUCUCGUACGGCCCUAGAAUGGAGACCCUGGAGCUCGGCUGUGACGGUAUCGAAAGAGUUGUCCAGAAGUACGUAUCAGCAUGCUCCCUUGCUUGGAAUUAG
Messenger RNA from Truncatella angustata, 1419 nucleotides. Its product is annotated as pyridoxal phosphate-dependent transferase. The transcript is spliced from 2 exons. Gene Ontology annotation, molecular function: pyridoxal phosphate binding. Gene Ontology annotation, biological process: biosynthetic process. Lineage: Eukaryota; Fungi; Ascomycota; Sordariomycetes; Amphisphaeriales; Sporocadaceae. The coding region runs from base 1 to 1419 and encodes 472 amino acids. The record is from RefSeq and is a predicted model, not a curated record.